This is a messenger RNA of Alosa sapidissima (American shad), 1335 nucleotides long. RefSeq lists its product as uncharacterized. NCBI's taxonomy places the organism in Eukaryota, Metazoa, Chordata, Actinopteri, Clupeiformes, Clupeidae. Bases 7 to 1140 code for a protein of 377 amino acids. The transcript has 2 exons. The record is from RefSeq and is a predicted model, not a curated record.
CGGAAAAUGCAGUUAGAGGCAGCAAAAUUACGGGCUGAACGUGAGAACAGAAUUGUCAGAGAAAAGGAAAUUGACAAAGAGAUCGAGCUUAAGAAAUUGGAGCUUGAUUUUAAACGAUUAGAACAUGAGGAACGAGAGAAUGAACGUAGAAGGGAAUUUCAACGUGAAGAGCACGGUUUCGUGUUGAGAAAACUUGAGAUGGAAUUGGCCAUAAAGAAACUUACCAUCGCUACAGUUCCUCCAGGUUUUCAAUCUGACGUUUCUUUGCCUACUUCUCCUGUUCGCUCUAGUGUCAAUGUUACUGUGCCUGUGCCGUCUGCCCCGUUGGGAGAUUCCGAUGAAGUUGCUCCGCUGUCUGUUCCGUUGGACAUUUCAGAUAAUGCUGUCCCUUUUGUUCCUUUGGCUCCGUCUGUGCCUUCGAUUCCGCCGAACCAACCUUUCGAUGUCAGUCGACAUAUUCGCAUGGUUCCUCCGUUUAGUGACCGCGAGGUGGAUAAGUAUUUUAGUCAUUUCGAGAGAGUUGCCGUCACACUAAAGUGGCCUGUUGAGUUCUGGACCCUGCUGUUACAGUGCGUGCUCACCGGAAAAGCACAGGAGGUCUAUUCUGCGCUCACUGUACCACAGAGCUCAGACUACAGUUUAGUAAAAACGACAAUUCUAAAUGCAUAUGAGUUAGUUCCUGAGGCAUACAGGCAAAAAUUUCGUGGCCUUCGAAAAACUGAGCAGCUCACAUUCGUUGAGUUUGCGAGGGAGAAAGAGAGCGUUUUUGAUCGGUGGUGCACUUCUCAACGUGCCCACACUAAAGAACAAAUCCGAGAACUCCUUCUGCUGGAAGAAUUUAAAAACUGUGUUCCAGAGACUGUAGCUACUUAUUUAAACGACCAAAAGGUAACAACACUGUCACAGGCUGCUGUCUGUGCUGACGAAUUUGUGUUAACGCACAGAAGUUCGUUUCUCUUUUCUUCUCCUCCUCCUCGUCGUCGUUGUUCAGCUCAGCCUUCUAGUCCGAGGCAGAACGGAAGAGAUUCAGAGUUCCGAAGGCCUAAGUCACCUUCUGAAGCUCCUGUGAUCUCCAUCUACCCUCUUGAGGAGGAUGUUCGUAUGUUCGGUGAUGUGUCUGUCUCUUGUCCAAGACUUUAGACAGUUUGUGCCUUCUCCAACUCAUUAAUUGAUCAACAUUAGAUGUUGAUUUUUGGUGGUGGGGGUGUUACGUCCCUGUAUGUUUUAUCAGUGUUUGUUUGCUUUUGUCUGUUCUGUGUAUCUUUCUGUUGUGUUUCAGACAGUCCAGCAGGGGGGCUUAAUUGCUGGGCCGGCCUAUAAAAGGUGCUGGCUGAC